UGGUGGCAGGUGGAGGGCUGACGAAGGUGUCAGCCGCGUGCACCAUGUCGCAGUUCCCAUGCCGGAGUCAGCAGUGCAUCAGACUCGACCAAUACUGCGAUGGAGAGAAGCAUUGUUCCGACGGCAGCGACGAGCCCACCGGAUGCUCCCCUUGCAAUCGUACGUACUACGGAGUGGUGGGAGCAACGUACGUGCUGCAAGUAGCGCGACCAGGCCGCGGGUCCCUGCCAUUCUUCUGCCAGUUGACGUUCAUCGCGUCAGGCGACGUCUACGGCGACCUCGUCCAGCUGAGCUUUGAAGAGUUCAACCUCGGCAGAUUCAUGAACCACAUAUCAGGCGGGUGCCCGGAUGGCUACAUGCAACUAGAGGAGCUGAGCCGCCCGCUGAACGCAGGCUACUGGUGUGGCGCUGCCUGGGGGCGCAACGUUUAUUAUUCUGAGACCUCAGCCAUCACGCUGAUGCUCAGAGUCUUCAACCUAAGCAAGGCCAGCGAAAUAAACCCAGCAGUGGCCCAACAAAAAGAUCCUCCUCUUCUUAGGGUGUCGUACAGAUUCCUUGUGAAAGAGAGGGCUGUUUUAAGGUACGGGGUCCCUUACAGCCCCAUAUACAGAGGGCAGGAUGUCCCAGGCACGUUUUGUGAUAAAUAUUACGAGGAUUGUGAUACACACAAUUGCAAAGUUCAGUCCCCUAAUUAUCCUGGACUAUAUCCCCGUAACCUUACUUGCUAUUAUCAUAUUCGCCAAACUCAUAUUCCAGAGGGCAAAGUUGCACUAAUUCAGGUACGACAGAGGAACCCUCAUCUAAUAUACAUCAAAGACCGUAAUGCCCCGCACGUCAAAAGAGAUAAAAAGUUAUUAUUGGGUGAUUCGUGUCAUAUUUUGCAUGAUUACAUUAUGGUGUUUGAUGGCAACAGUACAAACGCACCAGUCUUAUUAAAAGCUUGUAAGGGUGGGGCGCUUUCCCCUGUCACUGCUAGUGGUCCGAACUUACUUUUAUUGUUUCACGCCUCGCCUUUUGACUUUCCCUUCCAAGAUUCCCCGAGAAGGCGAGUCUUCGGAUUCCAGUUAGAUGUUAAGAUUAAGUUAGUGGAUAGAGAUUCUACAGCUUAUGUGCGUCGCAUUGAUACCCCGGAAUCAGCAUUGUUCCCUUCAUCCAACGCGUGUCAGUGGCACAUCAGCAGCCGAGGCCAGCGGAGCGGCUACGUACAAGCGCCCGUACAUUCCUUGCUAGCCAACACGACCUGCAUCUGGAAGAUGGCGGCCGAAACUUCCGAAGUGGUUUGGCUGUAUUUCCUUCACUACCGUCAUGUUCAGCAUGGGGAAAUUCCACCUCCGAGUGAGUGCCCCAACACACUUGCAAUAUACGACAGUAGCGGGGCCUUGGACGAUUCCACUUUGAUGGGGAAGUUCUGCAAAGCCGAUGAAUUCCCGAGAGUGUGUAGUGGAGUUCAUGCCCCUGGAGGCGCCGGAGGAACAGCCCCCUGUCCUCCAGAGGAGAGUUACGUCUCACAAAGUCCUGCUCUGACACUCACGCUCAACUAUGCGGCGGGGACGACCCCUGCACACGUGGAAUUUCUCGCUCGUUAUGAGUUUGUUGAUAAGAAGCAGUGGGGAGAACCAGCUUCUGCUGAUAGUCUUUGCGAUAGAAUAUUCAGGGAAGGACAUGACAAAAUGUUCGCGUCUCCAAAAAAUGUCUUCCUAUACGGCCGCGGAGGGAGCAAGAGUUUGCAGUGUGUGUACAAUUUCCGGGCUGCCUCGCAUCAAAAAAUUCAGCUCACCAUUCACAGGUCGAGAAUGGGUAGCGACUGCCUUACGAUAUAUCAAAGCUCUUCAAUGCGAUAUGAAUGCUUCCAUUUGCAAUCAAAAGCUGGUGCCGUUUUGACUGUUGACGAGGAGCUCUGGUCUGGCGUGAAGUUCCCUAGAGGCUGCAUAUGUAAUUCUACUCAGUCUUAUCCAAUGAUUUUCCGUUCCUUUACUAAUGAAAUACGAUUAACCUUUUCAAUACCUCAAAUGACAUCAUCACAAGACUACAAUGACUUUUACUUCGAAGGAGAGUUUGAAAUUUUCGAGUCAAAAGAGGCGUGCAACGUACGUCGGUCGACAGGGCAAUAUGGAAAUUUCACGGUCGGAUGGAAAGGAUAUCCAUCCUGCCUCUCCCACCCCAGGAUAGUCGCAGCUCCUGAUGGGGCUUUCCUGUUCCUUUCCGUACCGGGAUGGGACGCAAGCAAUGGCCACUGUAAAUCAGGAAGCAGAAUAAACAUAUUUGCGGUCGGGGGCACCGUGCCCCUGGCGUCGGUCUGCCCAGGGUCCGGUUCGACCAAAAUGGAAGUUUUCAGCACAGGAUGGAAAGACAAGCCAAAGCAUGAAAUCAACCCCGGACAUAGCUUGCUCCUCUCAUUUAACGCGCCCGUCAAUCGAGAAUGGGGAAAUGAAACCAUUUCACAGUACAAAGGCAAGCAGAAAAUUAAAAUGAAUCGAGAUCUCAUUGUCCAGUACGCUGGCAAUGAGACAGCGGAAGUUUUCAUCCAGUGGAUUGGUGUUUGGAAACCCAUUCACACAGCACCGAUCUCGUCGGUGGGGGUGGAUCCAUGCCCCCAUCGUUGUCCAGAGAUCGAGGCUUGUAUUCCUCAAGAUCUUUGGUGUGAUAGAAUACCUCAUUGUCCAUCGUACACGGACGAGAGCGCCGGUGCUUGCGGUAUUUUAGCAGCAUUGCCCUGGGUGACGCUCGCCGUGGGCAUUGCAUUAUUUCUGACGCUUCUUUUGCUUCUGGCGGCAGUCAUGCGCCACAGAAAAUUACUUCUCGCCAAGAGAGAAGAGGACGAAGAAGAAGAGGAAGAGGAAGACACUGUGGCUGAGGUGCCGACGAUACAGAACAACGGAAUCAAAAGUGCCACUCAAGACCUGCUACUUCCGCCGGACAAAGACGGAACCUGGUGACAAAGAGCUUACUCGGGAGACUAUUUCUGCGUCGAUUACGAGACCACCGUAUAGGGCUGGCUGCUCGCAACGAUCUCUCGAGCUACGUUUUGUACUGUACUUAUCAGGGUGAGGUUGUGUUCCACGUCAGGAAGUUGUCAGUUUCAUACUUCAGGAUAUACUUCGUACAAGCAUUGGAGUACAGGGUACUGGUAUUUCAAUAGAUUUUUGUUGCAACGUGUUAUAUUAAAUUGGUUUGGCUGAUAUUGUUCCGAUAUUAGAUGCUAUUGGGAAAGAUUAAAUUAUUUUCCUAGUCUACACAGUGUACAAAUAUCUAUUCAGUGAACUUCGUUUUUAGCUAAAAUGUAACUGCGAUUUAAUGUGAGCCGGAAAGGCAGUGCAAUUCGAAUUUGCAAGGAAUCAAUUCUGAAUAUAUACACAAAUUAAAUACCUUAAAAAAAUCAUUUCUUCAGCAUGGCACGCAUUCAGUAAUUGUUUUAUUGCGAUAAAUAUUUUGAUGAGCUGCAUAAUUGAUGCGAGAUUCUCAAGAAGUAUUUAUAAACGUAGUUAAUAACUCAAAAGAUGGUCGGAAUUCCUGCGUCACCAAGAUUAUUCCAAUUUUUUAUUAAAAGAUAUUGCGACUGUGGCUGCCAUCAAUUAAAGACAUCGUUAAUUGCUCUGAGAAUAUCGCUUCAAGUUCACACGCUUCUUCGAAUUAAUUGUUAUCAUAUUGUCACAUGUCUUCCAUGUUAAGAAAAAUGUUUAACGAGCUCCCAGCUCUAAAAUUUUUACAGUAGUCAAACUGACGCGGUGAUAGUUGGUGUUUGUGUUCAAAAAUUAAAAUUAUCUGGUUAAAUUUAGACCUCGAGAAUUAUUUACUAUUAUUGGCAUCGUAAGCAAUUUUAAGUGUUGCCCCUGAGUAUUCUAAUGUAUUCAAGAAUGAUCAUUAAAAUAAACGAUUAAUUUUUUUCAAACCACCAAGGCAAG
Hyalella azteca is the source of this 3902-nucleotide messenger RNA. RefSeq lists its product as uncharacterized. The transcript has 3 exons. NCBI's taxonomy places the organism in Eukaryota, Metazoa, Arthropoda, Malacostraca, Amphipoda, Hyalellidae. The record is from RefSeq and is a predicted model, not a curated record. Gene Ontology annotation, molecular function: protein binding. Bases 45 to 2936 code for a protein of 963 amino acids. Gene Ontology annotation, cellular component: plasma membrane.